CAUUAGAAGCCAAGCAUAGCGGAGUGACUACUCGUCAGGCGCGCAGCAGUCCUGCUCCUACCCAGUUCCUGUUUCCGCCUUCUGUCUUCAGACAGUUUACAACUCAAAGCAUCAUGUUCAGGCAGAAUAUAGACCUUGAAGAAAUGCAAGCUCAAUGAGAUAAAUCCAGGCCCACUCCUCCACUCCCUGUCAUCGAUGGCCAUCCAGCAUACACUAUGAGAUGCCUCCUGAGUGUUCGACCGUGGGACAGGGGUUUCCAGUACCUGGUUGACUGGGAGGGUUAUGGCCCGGAGUAGAGGGCUGGGUCCCCGCUCGAGACUUCCUGGAACCCAGCCCUCAUUGCCGACUUCCACCGCCGGCACCCCGGUCAAUCAGGAAGAAGUUGUUCUCUGAAUUCCCAAGUGAGGAUUCUGUGAGGCUUCUAAAAAAAGAAGACCACUGAGAGCCAGAGAGACUGAGCUGUCUGCCAGUCAGUCAGAGGACUGCAGAGACACAGAGGGUGACACCAGUGAGCUCGCCAGACUACCAGAGCCCGGCUCAGCACAAGCCCAAACCAGCCUAGCCCAAAGAGGGCCCACCCAGGAAGGCAGGCCACAACAAUGGACCUCAACUCAUCCUAACCCCCUGCAGGAACCAUAGCCAUGCAUUAACUAACCCCACCAACCAAACCCCAACUGGACCACGCUCACCUCCUCCGUUCUCCCUCCACCCUACGCCCUCCAUCGCCGUUCUCACCAUGCUUCAGAGCCUAUUGUGACGGGAGUGCUGCUCACCCCCCCAUCCCUCACCCCUCCACCCCAGAGACCCCAGAGGGGUGAAAGAUGCGGCCAUGGGCAGGUUCGUGGCGCUGGAUUAUGCUGGUGCUCCUUGCGUGGGGUACACUGCUGUUCUACAUCGGAGGACACCUGGUUAGGGACAGCGAGCAUCCGGAGAGAUCCAGCAGAGAGCUGUCCAAGAUCCUGGCCAAGCUGGAGAGACUGAAACAGCAGAAUGAAGACCUGAGACGCAUGGCUGAGACACUCAGGUUACCAGAGGGUCAGUCUGACGGGGGCCAGGUGGUGAGCGCAGGGAGACUGCGGACCUUGGAGGAACAGCUGAUCAGAGCUAAAGAACAGAUCAACUCCUAUCGUAGCCUGCCUGGAGACGGGCCAGGUAGGAACCAGGAGGAGCUGCGGAGGAAGAUAGAGAACGGGGUGAAGGAGAUUUGGUACUUUGUCCGCAGUGAGGUCAAGAAGCUGGGUCACAUGGAGCAGGGGGACCUGCAGAAACACAUCGACACACUGCUGCAGGAGCUGGGACACCAGCAGAGGUCGAUCAUGACUGACCUGCACUACCUGAGCCAGGCUGAUGGAGCAGGAGACUGGAGAGAGAAGGAGGCCAAGGACCUGUCUGACAUGGUACAGAAUAGGAUCACAUACCUCCAGAACCCCCAGGACUGCUCCAAGGCCAGGAAGCUGGUGUGUAACAUCAACAAGGGCUGUGGCUACGGCUGCCAGCUGCACCACGUGGUCUACUGCUUCAUGAUCGCGUACGGCACCCAGCGUACCCUCAUCCUGGAGUCCCAGAACUGGCGCUACGCCACGGGCGGCUGGGAGACCGUCUUCCUCCCAGUCAGUCAGACAUGCACCGACCGCACCGGGGUCACCACCGGACACUGGUCAGGUGAGGCUAACGACAGAGACAUCCAGGUGGUAGAGUUACCCAUCGUUGACAGUCUCCACCCCCGCCCCCCCUACCUGCCCCUGGCUAUCCCAGAGGACCUGGCCCAGCGCCUCCACCGGCUCCAUGGAGACCCGUCCGUGUGGUGGGUGUCUCAGUUGGUCAAGUAUCUGAUCCGGCCCCAGGCCUGGCUGGAGAAAGAGAUCCAGGAUACCACCGCCAAACUGGGCUUCAGCCACCCCAUCAUAGGGGUCCAUGUGCGGCGGACAGAUAAAGUGGGGACAGAGGCAGCCUUCCACCCUAUAGAGGAGUACAUGGUUCAUGUAGAAGACCACUUCCAACAUCUGGCUAGACGCAUGCUGGUGAACAAGAAGAGAGUCUACCUGGCCACCGACGACCCCGCACUGCUAAAGGAGGCCAAGGCUAAGUACCCAGACUAUGAGUUCAUCAGUGAUAACUCCAUCUCGUGGUCUGCGGGGCUACAUAACCGCUACACUGAGAAUUCACUGAGAGGAGUCAUCCUGGACAUUCACUUCCUGUCACAGACCAACUUCCUGGUCUGCACCUUCUCCUCACAGGUGUGUCGUGUGGCAUAUGAGAUCAUGCAGACCCUCCAUCCGGACGCCUCGUCUCACUUCCACUCCCUGGAUGACAUCUACUACUUUGGUGGCCAGAACGCCCACAACCAGCUAGCCGUGUACGCCCACCAGCCCCGCAGCCCCGACGACAUCCCCCUGGAGCCCGGCGACCUGAUCGGGGUGGCGGGGAACCACUGGGACGGAAACUCCAAGGGCAUCAACCGCAAGACGGGCCGUACCGGCCUCUACCCGUCCUACAAGGUGAAGGAGAAGAUCGAGACCAUCAAGUAUCCUACGUACCCCGAGGCAGACAAGAUGCUGAAUCAGUAGAGAGAGACUGAGAUGCAGACUGAGAUGCAGACUGAGAUGCAGACUGAGAUGCAGACUGAGAUGCAGACUGAGAUACAGACUGAGGUGCCGACUGAUAUGCCGACUGAUAUGCCGACUGAGAUACAGACUGAGAGACAGACUGAGAUGCAGACUGAGAGACAUACUGAGAUGCAGACUGAGAGCAGACUGAGAUGCAGACUGAGGUACAGACUGAGAUGCAGACUGAGAUACAGACUGAGAUGCAGACUGAGAUGCAGACUGAGGUGCCGACUGAUAUGCCGACUGAUAUGCCGACUGAGAUACAGACUGAGAGACAGACUGAGAUGCAGACUGAGAUGCAGACUGAGAGACAGACUGAGAUGCAGACUGAGUUGCAGACUGAGGCGCAGACUGAGAUGCAGACUGAGAUGCAGACUGAGAUACAGAACCGAGAUACAGACUGAGAUACAGACGCACACUGCUCACUUAUGAGAGGAGAGAGACCCUCAGCCCGGUAGAGGGGACGAGGAGGAAAGCACUUUGAACGAGUGGUGGUGUUUGUCGGUGGAAGGGUUUGCGUGUGUGAACACCAUGCUUGCUUGCAUGUGUGCGCGUGCGUGAGUGACAGAGGAGUAUCUACAGGGUAUCUGACAUACUCCUCACCCUCGGGGACUAGGACCCUCCAGUGGAUCCCUCCAUCAGGAUGGUUAAUAAGACAACAAUGAACGAAUGAAUGAACGACAAGAAGAAAUACACGAAGGAUAGCACUCCGGUGGAAUGAUGAAGGGAUCGUCCAAUCGCAGCUCUUUAUUUAAAUAAUAAUUGAAAUAACUGAGAAACCUCAGAAUGAUGACUGAAACAAAGAAUUAUAAAGAGAACCAAUUGUGAACUACAAGAACCAACAGACAAACUCUUGACUUUCUCCUCUCCUCCUGUGCUGUUCUCUUCUCUGUUCUCUUCUCUGUUCUCUUCUCUGUUCUCUUCUCUGUUCUCGUCUCUGUUCUCUUCUCUGUUCUCGUCUCUGUUCUCUGUCUCUGUUCUCGUCUCUGUUCUCGUCUCUCUUCUCUGUUCUCUUCUCUGUUCUCUUCUCUGUUCUCGUCUCUGUUCUCUUCUCUGUUCUCUUCUCUCUUCUCUUCUCUCUUCUCUUCUCUGUUAUCUCUGUUCUCUUCUCUGUUCUCGUCUCUGUUCUCGUCUCUGUUCUAUUCUCUGUUCUCUUCACUGUUAUCUUUGUUUCUCUUCUCUGUUCUCGUCUCUGUUCUCUUCUCUGUUCUCUUCACUGUUAUCUUUGUUUCUCUUCUCUGUUCUAUUCUCUGUUCUGUUCUCGUCUCUGUUCUCGUCUCUGUUCUCGUCUCUGUUCUCGUCUCUGUUCUAUUCUCUGUUCUCGUCUCUGUUCUCUUCUCUGUUCUCGUCUCUGUUCUCUUCUCUGUUCUCGUCUCUGUUCUAUUCUCUGUUCUCGUCUCUGUUCUCGUCUCUGUUCUAUUCUCUGUUCUCGUCUCUGUUCUCGUCUCUGUUCUCUUCUCUGUUCUCUUCUCUUCUUGUGGACUGCAUCGACCUCCCAUUCUUGUUGUAGCCAAAUGUUUUCUUCCUUCCUUCUUUCCUUCCUGCCUCUCAUUCCUCUCCUCCUUUCACUCCUUUCUUCACACACUCCAUUUCAAUUUACCCCAACUUAUGCAUCUUUUCUUUUCCACCUGCUAUGAAUUUUUCCCCUCCACAUUGUGCUUUUGGAUAAGUGAUUUUAAUAUUUUAAUAUUUGUUGUUGGUGUGUGUGUGAGAGCAUGCUCCUGUGUGAGCAUGCGAGUGUAUGAGUGUGUGUGUGUUGUGAGUCCAAAUAUGGUGCCUACAAAGGAAAAUGGCUUCUGUACGUCUUCUCACCAAGUGUCUCUGUUAGAGUGUCAAAGUGACGUCAGAGCCAUAAGGACUCAGGCCUUGCCAUACAGAUACUGUACAUGCAGAAUACAACAUAUGCAGAAUACUGUACAUGCAGAAUUCUGUAUAUGCAGAAUACUACAUGCAGAAUACUACAUGCAGAAUACUACAUGCAGAAUACUGUACAUGCAGAAUUCUGUAUAUGCAGAAUACUACAUGCAGAAUACUACAUGCAGAAUACUACAUGCAGAAUACUGUACAUGCAGAAUUCUGUAUAUGCAGAAUACUACAUGCAGAAUACUACAUGCAGAAUACUACAUGCAGAAUACUGUACAUGCAGAAUACUGUACAUGCAGAAUACUACAUGCAGAAUACUACAUGCAAAAUACUGUGCAUGCGAAAUACAACAUAUGCAGAAUACUACAUGCAUAAUUCAGUACAUGCAGAAUACUGUACAUGCAGAAUACUGCAUGCAGAAUAUUGUACUUGCAGAAUAUUGUACUUGCAGAAUACACCACACAGAAUACUACAUGCAGAAUACUGUACACUCCAGUCCGGACUCACUUAACUACGUCUUACUCAUGUUCUGUUCUUAAUGUCAUUUUUUAAAACUUUUUUAAUAUUAUUGAAUUCUAAAGGAAAACAGAAGAACGAAAAGUGAGGAAAAUCUACAUUUUAAAUGAUUACGAACAAUGAUUAUCAACAAAUAAUGAAAAAACAAUUGAUGAAGAUAAUGAUGUCCACCAUGAAGCAAUGCUAAUAUUGAAGUUGCUGGGCAUUGUCUUUGAAUAAAAUCAGAUGAAAUCAA
Messenger RNA from Oncorhynchus nerka (sockeye salmon), 5220 nucleotides. RefSeq names its product alpha-(1,6)-fucosyltransferase-like. The transcript is spliced from 12 exons. NCBI's taxonomy places the organism in Eukaryota, Metazoa, Chordata, Actinopteri, Salmoniformes, Salmonidae. The coding region runs from base 822 to 2567 and encodes 581 amino acids. Gene Ontology annotation, cellular component: Golgi cisterna membrane. Gene Ontology annotation, biological process: protein N-linked glycosylation. The record is from RefSeq and is a predicted model, not a curated record. Gene Ontology annotation, molecular function: protein binding; glycoprotein 6-alpha-L-fucosyltransferase activity.